AUGGUUUUCAACGAUUCAAAGUGUGAUCCAGGCGUAGCAACAGACGCACUUUUAGAUUUGAUAUACCGAAAACCACAGAUACUGAUGGUUAUGGGAGGCGCAUGCUCAGAGGUAACAGAAACUUUGGCAGAGCUGUCCCCAUAUUGGAAUUUGAUUUUAGUUUCCUAUGCAUCAACCUCACCAGCCUUAAGUGAAAGGGAGAGAUACAAAACUUUCUUUAGACUGGCGUCAACUGAUUCGUCCAACAAUCCAGCAAGAGAAUUAUUUAUUCAGCAUUUUAAAUGGGAUACUGUAGCUACCAUAUAUGAAAAUAAGGAAAUGUUCUAUCUUGCUAUUGAUGGACUUGCAAAAACAUUAGAGAAAAACAAAAUAACAAUUAAGAGAUCAGUGUCAUUCAAUACAAAAGAAACUGAGAUAUCAUCAAAAAUCCUCGAACUUCAGCGAGCCGAUAUUCGAGUCAUAAUUGCAGGUUUUUCUGAAGUUGCAGCUAGGAAGGUUUUCUGUCAGGCGUAUAAGCAUGGUAUGUUUGGUGCCCGAUUUGUAUGGAUAUUGAUCAAAGAAACCGUUGAAAGGUGGUGGGAAGCCUCAAACGAUACAGAAUGUACAGUAGCCGAGUUACAGAAAGCGACCGAGGGAUAUUUUAUUGUAACAAGCUUGAAUACAUUUAAUAAUAACCAAAUGUCUGUUUCAAAUAUUACGGCAGAAAAGUUUCUGGUAGAUUACAAGAGUAUAAAUGGUACAGUACCUCUCAGUCCAUAUGCUACCAGUGCGUAUAUAAAGCUUUCAAGUCCUAAACUGAAUAAUCUGGCUGUUUUUGGAUGUAUUUUGGUGUAUACUGGGAUUUUACUAUUAGGUCUUGAUGACAACCGCCUGCAACAGAAAAAUUAUCCAGUUUUCUGCACGAUGCGUUCAUUCAUGUUUGCAGCCGGGUUUUCAUUAGCAUUUGGAUCAAUGUUUACAAAAACCUAUCGCGUACAUCAGAUAUUUACAAGGGCACACAGCGGAUUGAUUAAAAGUAAACCAUCACCAGAAGAUCCAGAUAUUCUGUACAUAUAUCAGUCAUCGUGCUGUCAGUCAGUUCAUAUGGAUAAAUGGUUGGGAUCGUUUUAUGCAUUUAAAGGACUGUUAUUGAUAUUUGGUGUAUAUAUGGCAUGGGAGACCCGGAACGUAAAGAUUCCAGCACUGAACGACUCCCAGUAUAUCGGAAUGAAUGUUUAUAAUGUUGUUACAAUGACAAUUACAGUGGUGGUUAUGUCAAACAUACUGUCAAAGUCACCAACUCUAUCCUACAUCGUGGAGUCGACAAUUUUACUGGUAUCAACAACUGUUACACUAUGUCUUUUAUUUGUUCCAAAGGUACGGACAAUCUUAAUUCAAAUUUGUCAUUCACCAGUGAUAGCUUCUUCGGGUAUUCUAGUAGAAGAUAAAACCAGACGAUUUAUUGUUAAUGACAAAAGAGAAAUAUAUUACAGAGCAGAAGUCCAGAACAGAGUUUAUAAGAGAGAAAUCAUUGAAGUAAGCGGAAAAUUUCAAUUUGUAAUGGCAUUUCGUAAUUUAUCUGCAUUUAAUGGUUUGAUAGAAACGACAUUUUUUCUUGAAUUAACAUCACUAGAAACUAUUAAUGUUCUAAGCUAA
Molecule: messenger RNA, 1635 nt
Organism: Mytilus californianus (California mussel)
Lineage: Eukaryota; Metazoa; Mollusca; Bivalvia; Mytilida; Mytilidae
Exons: 11
Coding region: 1-1635 (544 amino acids)
Biological process (GO): gamma-aminobutyric acid signaling pathway; G protein-coupled receptor signaling pathway
Cellular component (GO): G protein-coupled receptor heterodimeric complex; membrane
Molecular function (GO): G protein-coupled GABA receptor activity
Source: RefSeq, a predicted model, not a curated record